Molecule: messenger RNA, 348 nt
Organism: Uranotaenia lowii
Lineage: Eukaryota; Metazoa; Arthropoda; Insecta; Diptera; Culicidae
Product: small lysine-rich protein 1
Exons: 1
Coding region: 1-348 (115 amino acids)
Source: RefSeq, a predicted model, not a curated record
AUGGGCGGUAAAGCGAAGAAAAAAGGCAAAGGCGAGGGCGGAAACGGUGAAAAAGCGGAUGAGGGAGCAACCGGUGAAGCUUCUGGGGCCGGAAAUGGUGGCGGAGCCGGCGGAGGGGACGAGGAAGAAGGAGCCGACGAGGAGGAAGCGGAAGCCAAACCGAAAAAGGGCAAGGGCAAGAAGGGCAAAGGCAAGGGCGGAAAAUCGUCCAAAUUCCAGGGCGAUCUGUUCAGCGAGGCCGCCAUGGAGAAUGCCUACUACGUUUGUCACAAUAUUCAGGAUGUUCUGAAAUCGCGCGGCUUCGCGUGGCCCGAUGGACAGAAAAAGAAAAAGAAAGGCAAAAAGUAA